This is a messenger RNA of Erythranthe guttata (spotted monkey flower), 3099 nucleotides long. Its product is annotated as disease resistance protein At4g27190. The record is from RefSeq and is a predicted model, not a curated record. NCBI's taxonomy places the organism in Eukaryota, Viridiplantae, Streptophyta, Magnoliopsida, Lamiales, Phrymaceae. Gene Ontology annotation, molecular function: ADP binding.
AUGGCUUCUUUAUCAAUAUAUCCUCCUGUUAAGGAUAUAACCAUGUGGUUUAUCGGAAUGACAAAAAGCAUUAAAGAUUUGGAAAAAAACUUAGCAUAUCUCGUGAUAGAUGUGGUAGCCAUUAAAUCAGGAAUGAGUAGCAUUGAUAAAUCACUGAAAUAUUUGUCUGUCUACAAAGAGAAGAACGUUAACUACGAAUCGGUGGAGCUGAAAAUCAAAACUUUGAUGCUCAAGUACAAGAAGUUCAUUGACACCUACAAACAAGUCACCGAAGGCAUCCCAAUUAUCGGGGAUGAGGUAGACGUCGACAAUGCAAAAAGGAUUAUAGAUGAACUUGACAAAAUAAAGCCGAAGAUCUUCACACAUAAAUUUGUCAAGCGUGGUGAACUGAGUAGAGAUAUUGCGGAGCUAAAAGUCGAAGCGUCUUCACUCCUUAAAGAUAUAAACGAGGAUAAUCUGACAGUUGAGAAGAAACAAGAAGUUCCUCAACACUUGAGAGCUUACGAUAAUCUUCCAGUCCACAAAGAAUAUGUCAAGGAGCUUAUGGUGCACCUCCACGAUCCAAAAUUGAAGGUGAUUGGUCUCGUCGGCCCAGCUGGGGUGGGAAAAACAAAUGUAUUGAGGCUGUUGAACAAUCAAAUAAUAGAUACUAUGUGGUUGCCGGGGGAAACGCGGUUAGACUUCAUCCUGGUCAUAACUCUUCCCAAAGAACUGGACAAGAAAGAGAAGAUUAUCGAAACAAUACAGGAUCGCGUUCUGAAGAAGCUAAAACAGGCUGUACCGGACAACGCGGAUGAAAGGGAAUUUGAACUUUCUAAAUUCCUGGGUGACAAAUCAUUCAUACUGCUCAUUGAUCAGAUCUGCACAGAUAUUGAUCUAAAUAAACUGGGACUACCAAACAACGACCGUUGGAAAGUUGUCUUGGCAUCCCAUAGCCAAAAGGUUAUCAACGAGAUGGCUAGCACAAUAGUCGAAAUGGAGCCGCUCUCAAUCGAUCACGCAAUCAACCUUUUUCAGAACAUAUACGGUAAAAUAAAUGACGAGAAUUUGGAGCUUAAGGCUCAUGGAAUACUCAAGUGCUGCGGAGGGCUACCACAGGUGAUCAAGUUAGUAGCUGUUCAUUUAAAAGACAAGAGAAGCUCGUGGGAUGGAGUGAAGCGUAUUUUACAGAAUGACACCGAUGCCAAGUUCCUAGGCGCUCCGGAUGUUUGUAAUGCAUACAAAAUGGUAUAUGAUAAACUGCACGAGGAGAUGUCAGCUGGAUGGAAUAUAAAAAGAUGCUUACUCUACGGCCUACUGUUUCCACUCGAGCACUUAAUCCACAAAGACUAUUUAACAGAGUGCUGGAUGUCUGAAGGUUUCAAUGAUCUGGAAGAAGACGUUGACCAGCGACUGCAAGAAAGUCGAGGCUUGGGAGAUACACUAUUGAAGACACUUACAGACAACUACUUGCUAUUGUGGUGUUCUGACGGGCAUGUGAAGAUGCCAAUUUACUUCAGAAAGUUAGCUUUCAAAGAAGAAUACAUGGCGAAAGAAAACUGUCUUAUUUUGAAGGCAUCGCAACGAGGAAUGCCGGAUAAUGCAAACAGUGAUUCUACCUUGUUGCAGGAGAGGAACACGAAGUGGGUAACACUUGAGGACUCGCUAUUUGAGCAUAUGGGCGUCGGUCUUCGAGUUCUGGACCUGAACAAAACAACGAUCAAAUCACUACCAAAUCCAGUUACUAAAUUCACCAAACUGGUGAGUUUAUAUCUGAACGACUGUUCUCAGUUGACCGGACUACCGAAUGAAGUAGAGAACCUCAAGGCGUUGGAAUUGCUUGAUGUUCGGGGAACUUCACUUCAAAGUUUACCUGAUGAAAUCGGUCUGUUGGUUGGCCUUCGGUGUUUGAGGGUGUCGUUUGCCUGUGGAAGCAAAGUGACUCAAGAGAUGAUUCCUGGUGGCAUAAUCGACAAACUCAAGAAACUAGAAGAAUUCUCUGUUGAGACGUGCAUUUCCAAUAAACGGUGGAAUUCUAUUGCUGAUAGAGUAGCUGGUGAGCUUGCCAGUUUGGAAAAGUUGAAUACUCUUAACUUCCGUUUUCCAACGAUAAGUAGCCUUACAACAUUUGUUACUGAACGCCAAUCCUGGCAAAACAGAAACACACUUGAGCCCAGAUAUACGUUUAGAUCCUUCAAUUUUUUUGUUGGUUCCCAUGGUUUGCGACAUCCGUAUGAUUCAGAUAUUUCUGAAACUGGAAAAAAACUCAGAUUUUGCACCGGUGAAGAAAAUUGUUCGGAUAACGAUUUUGAAUCGAUAAAAGAUGUUUUGAAGCAAGCCGAAGCUUUCGUACUAUUUGGCCAUGUGGGUGUUCAGAGUUUGAACGAGUUUGGCUUGGAAAAUGUCAGAUCGUUGAAAGUUUUGAUCGCCGGACGUUGUCAUAACUUAAAAACAAUUUUCAGAGAAGAGCUUGAUGUUGUAUUCAAGAGUUUGAAGAAGCUGCAAUUAUUUAAUCUCAACUCGUUGCAAUGUAUUUGGAGAGGAUCGGCCCCGAUUCCUCAAGGAUGCCUUUCAAAGUUGGAGGUGCUGACAUUGUGUGGAUGUCCAGAGUUAAAAGAGAUUCUGAAUCUGGAGUUAGCGAAAGCUCUUUCGAGCUUAAAGCACCUAAAAGUUGAGAAUUGUGCCCAACUUGUAACGAUUGUCUCUAGUAACAUGCACGAACCAGAUGAUCACCAAUCUAAUGAUGCCCUACAAAAGUUAGAGACUCUUGAACUGAAAAACUUGCCAAAACUGCAAAGUAUAUGCACGGGUACCUCACCGAACUCGGGUUCAUCAUUGAGGAUAAUUCAUAUAGAAAGAUGCGGUGAAUUGAGGGAUUUGUCUAUGAUUUUGAAUAGUGCAAAAAAGGUUGAAAAAAUAAUGUGUGAAUCCCAUUGGUGGGAGAAACUUGUGCUGGGAGAUGAAAACAAGGAACAUUUUCGGAGUCGUGGGAUUGUAGUCACUUUACAACCCUUGUCUGUCGUAGCCGGUGGAGCAGAGUCGUCUUCGUCUGGCUCUGGAAGAUCAGUCAACCAUUUUGAAGAAUCAUCUUGUGUAUCAUGUGCAUGUGGAGAAAAGUAA